UUUUUUUCAGUUUCUUUUUUUUCUUAUUUAUCCUUAUUUCUUUAUUUUUCUCCCCUUUUUCACUUCAAGUGUUUAAUUCUCUUUCUUCUUUUUUACUGUUGGUUUUUUAAAACGGCUGAUUGUUGGACUUCUUUUUCGAUUCUUCUGGAAAAAAAAAUACCGGCCCUAAAAGCACAUUCUUCUUGUUGCUUUUUUUCCCCUCUCUUAGUUGGAUGUUUUCUUUUUGUAACGAUACCAUUACCGAUCAUUGCGUAGUUUUAUAAAGAGCAUCAUGGAUUCAACCGCGCGGCAUUCAACCUAUACACCUACCCUUAAUCGAAGUCUUUCGUUCACGUCACAGUCCAGUACGAACGAACCACCGUUGGCAUCGGACGCACUGGUAUUUAACGACGAUAUAACAACGACCGGGAAUCGACCCAAACGAAACAAAUCGUUAGUUCGACCGGAAAGAGAACGAAUUGACCCUAAUCAUCGACAAUACCACUAUCGACAAGCAGCCACGAAACGAGGGCCCGAUCAUGUUGUCCCCAGUACCACAGGCAACCAACCGGCUCGACCACUGGAACGACGACCGACGGCUCGUCAAGUGCUGCUUCGACGGGGUCGAAGUAUCCUCGGAAGAGAAGAGAAACAGGCCGAGGAAGAUGAUAUCGUCGCCCAGCCGAGAAGGAAAAAGAGCUGUUGGAAGUCUCUCCCCAGCCCCUGGAUGACUUACUGCCGCAUCAUUACUUGUUGUAUCCCAAAACCCUUGCUCCGGAUGGUGGGCAUCCCUGAUGGUCCUGCACAGAUGGCUUGGCGAGAAAAGAUUGGCCUUGUGUCGUUCAUUCUCUUGAUUAUGGCCUUUGUGGGUUUCCUGACCUUUGGUUUUACCCAAGCCGUAUGCCCUAUUCCCCCCUUGAGCGUGCACGGGGGUCAAGUCAGUCCCGGCUAUCUAAUUAUUAACGGCUGGGCUUACAUGUUGGCCGACUGGUCACAACAUCCGGCUAUCCCCGGUAUGACCAAUGAUUCCACCAAUCUUUUGUACCCGCCCGUCAAUGGCGGUGGUAUGGAUGCGUCAUUUUUAUUCCAAACCCCAAGCCCUUCCUGCGCUUCCGUAUUUCUUCCAAAGCAAGGCAAUCAGCCCGUUUAUUUUCCAUGCCAGCUAUUCAAUCCCAACAACACCGUACCACCAGAUCCAAACACUUUUACAAAUCAGACGCGAUGUCAUUUAGGCCAAGCCUCCCGUAAUCAGUUUCAGAAUUUCCAAGUCAACGGUGUACCUUCCUCCAAAGGCGAACUGAACAAAGCGGCGCGAGUGUAUUACAAUUGGACCGAUAUCACUAUGACGAAUUACCUAAUGGUCUAUAACAAUGAUGUUUUGAAUCUACGGCUAUUACAAUCAUUGCCUCCAGCUUAUUACGACGUUCCUCCGGGCGGAUUGAUCCAGCAAAUAUUGGCGGACAUGGGAUCGUUCGGUGGCAAAGAUAUGAGUCGUGCGAUCAAUGCGUAUCGAGAACCGAAUUCAAGUUGGCAAAAAGAAGCGGAUUGCUUGUCAACGGUGAUCAAAGUGGGCGCAGUGGAUACGCUUAGUGUGGGAUGCAUGGCGUCCCAGAUCGUACUUUACGUAUCAUUAGCCGUAAUUCUUGGCGUCAUCAUCGUCAAGUUUGUGCUGGCGGUUAUUUUUGGCUGGUUCUUAUCAUGGAAGUUGGGUAAUUUCAAGGAAGGCGAUUCGUAUGCCGCACGAAUGAAGCGAGAAGCGGAAAUCGAAAACUGGACACGGGAUAUCCACACCGCCGCGCCUCUCAGCAAACCCAAGCAGCCACCUUCGUACAACAAAGGUCAAGCGAAUAAACGCAAAUCACUGUUUCCGCAGACCUCACGAUUCACUCAACCCUUGCAUGGCUCCACUCGAUUCGAUACCGAUAAAUUAUCCACACCGUUAUGGAAGACUCCUUCAGGAGCCUUAUCGACACCAGCAUUUGGUGCAAGUCGACCCGGAUCUUCUUAUUUUGGUGCGUCGCCUUCAGCCCGGUUUCUUGGCGAUGCAGGCAGUAUGCGUAUGUCCGGGAUGCUUACACCAUUGCGACCGCCGUCCGUGUAUUCCUCCGAUUUGCAAAGCGACACUUCCUCCAACACGAGCGGAUGUCCGUUUCCAUUAUCACCCCAUGUCGUGCCUCGUCCUCCCCCGGACUAUAUGCCAUUUAAUUUCCCGCUCGCUUACACCAUUUGUCUUGUCACUUGCUAUUCGGAAGGAGAAGAUGGUAUUCGAACGACCCUGGAUUCCAUUGCUACCAGUGACUAUCCCAAUUCGCACAAACUCCUCUUGGUGAUUUGUGAUGGUCUUAUUACCGGUCAUGGUAACGCCAUGUCGACGCCGGAUGUUUGUGUGUCUAUGAUGCAAGAUUUUAUCGUGGAUCCCAAAGACGUUCAACCUGAACCUUAUGUCGCCAUUGCCGAUGGAUCCAAGCGAAACAAUAUGGGUAAAGUGUACGCCGGAUACUACAAGUACGACGAUAACACAAUCGAUCCCGCGCACCAACAGCGAGUCCCCAUGAUCACCAUUGUGAAAUGCGGAACUCCCGAGGAAGCCAACGAAGCAAAGCCCGGCAAUCGCGGUAAACGCGACUCGCAAAUCAUCCUGAUGCAGUUUAUGCAAAAAGUGAUGUUUGAUGAACGCAUGACAACAAUGGAAUACGAUUUUUUCAAUGCUAUUUGGCGUAUUACGGGCGUUACCCCUGACAGCUAUGAGAUUUGUCUGAUGGUGGAUGCAGAUACCAAACUCUAUCCAGAUGCAUUAAGCCGACUCGUGUCUUGUGCCGUCAAAGAUCCAGAUAUUUCAGGCUUAUGCGGUGAAACAAAGAUCGCCAACAAAACAGGCAGUUGGGUCAGCAUGAUUCAAGUGUUUGAAUAUUAUAUUUCGCAUCAUCAAAGCAAAGCCUUUGAAUCUAUCUUUGGUGGUGUGACGUGUUUGCCUGGUUGUUUCUGUAUGUACCGUAUCAAGGCACCCAAAGGUCCCAAUGGUUACUGGGUGCCUGUUCUUGCCAAUCCUGAUAUCGUUGAACAUUAUUCGGAAAACGUCGUCGAUACAUUGCAUAAAAAGAACCUUUUACUAUUGGGUGAGGAUCGUUAUCUGUCCACCCUCAUGUUACGGACCUUCCCCAACCGAAAAAUGAUGUUUGUGCCACAAGCUGUGUGCAAAACGGUGGUGCCUGAUACAUUUUCUGUAUUACUAUCGCAACGACGACGAUGGAUCAAUUCGACGAUCCACAACUUGAUGGAAUUGCUGUUUGUUCACGACCUGUGCGGCACUUUUUGUUUUUCGAUGCAAUUCGUCGUUUUCAUGGAACUGGUGGGUACGCUGGCGCUUCCCGCCGCCAUUUCAUUUACAAUCUAUCUGGUAAUUAUGGCCAUUCUUGGCCAACCGGCCUUGAUUCCUCUCAUCCUACUGGCUGUCAUUCUCGGGUUGCCGGCGGUACUGAUUGUCAUGACGAGCCGAAAAGUGGUCUAUGUAGGCUGGAUGUUGGUGUACCUUUUCAGCUUACCGAUUUGGAACUUUGUUUUGCCAACUUAUGCGUACUGGCAUUUCGACGAUUUUUCGUGGGGUGACACCCGUAAAAUCGCAGGAGCAGGCAAAGAAAGCGGCCACGGCGAUAAAGAAGGCGAGUUUGACAGCAGUCGUAUUGUCAUGAAGAAAUGGAGCGAGUACGAAAAGGAACGACGGAUCAAUCAAGCUUUGGAACGCAAUUUACCGCUGCCACGGUUCCUGGAACGACCUCGCAGUGUGGAUAUUUUCCGUGAUUCGCAAAUGUUCAAGCGAUUGAGCAAAGCGGGUUCGUCUGGAUCCAACGAAAGUGAAAUGCCACUCACCCAGAUGGAUUACACUGGCAACACGCAUCCGAACCCUGGCGCCAAUGGCCCGGCAGGUGGCAGUGGUGGAGCCAGCAACAGCAGCGGAUUAGUGCCUUCUGUGUUUCACAAGAAACAGCCACAUGACUACUUUCAUCGGACAGCCGAUAUGCCAUUGACAACGCUUCAUCCGGUUCAUCAACGAUUGCAGGAAACGGAGGACGAAUUAGCCAUUGACGAAGCUGUGCCGGCUACUACCACCACAAAUUCGAAGCAAAAGAAUGACUAUUUUGCCAAAUCGGAAGAUUCAGGAACCACCACGGCUGUUCUCACUAAUACCGACCGAGAUUCAAAUUGGAUCCAACACAGCACACAUGACAAUAACUGGGCCAACCCCGCACCGCAUCAUACUAGAUAUCACGAUCAUCCUCAUUCUGACCAUACCAAUAAUUCCACCACCAGCCCUACUAUUGACCGGUUACCAUUCGAUAACACCACGCGUCCUUCCCCUCCACCUCAUAAAGAAGGCUAAAAAAUUUUUUUCUUUCGUUACAAUAAUGAUUUAUUUUUUUUCUUUUCUCUUUUUCCUUUUUUUUUUUUUUCUUUGUAUCAUACGCAGAUUCCACCCCUCCUUUUUUUCCAGGGCGUGCUAUUGUUUUUUUUCCAUUUUUCUUUAAUACAGACAAGGCAUAUUGAACCCUUUUCCUCCCUGAAUGUUUAAGCAUGGUCUCUUCCAUUUGUUUCUUGUUGAAUUUUCCAUUUUGGAUUAUGUGAUUUUCCCAAAGGGAGCAUG
Molecule: messenger RNA, 4618 nt
Organism: Radiomyces spectabilis
Lineage: Eukaryota; Fungi; Mucoromycota; Mucoromycetes; Mucorales; Radiomycetaceae
Product: chitin synthase-domain-containing protein
Exons: 5
Coding region: 272-4357 (1361 amino acids)
Cellular component (GO): cell septum; cell periphery
Molecular function (GO): chitin synthase activity
Source: RefSeq, a predicted model, not a curated record